This is a messenger RNA of Schizophyllum commune H4-8, 1623 nucleotides long. RefSeq lists its product as uncharacterized. The record is from RefSeq and is a predicted model, not a curated record. The transcript is spliced from 3 exons. NCBI's taxonomy places the organism in Eukaryota, Fungi, Basidiomycota, Agaricomycetes, Agaricales, Schizophyllaceae. Bases 434 to 1465 code for a protein of 343 amino acids.
GCCGCCAUCAAGUCACAGUGCGUAUCGUGAACAAGAGAGUCAUGGAGGCGCUCCUGGAGCGGUUGGCAAGUCUGGGCUUGCAGCGACCCGGUUUCAUCCCAACACGUGCGCAGAGACAAGAGCUCAAGCGCAUCUCGGAGGAACUAUCAUCAGAUCUUGCUGCUACGGACCAGGACGCACGGGAGCCCUCCAACCUUCACGAAGCAGUGUCCGACGCGCUCGAGGCCAUUCGCUCCACUACGGCGCCCAUACUCCUCCUUCCGCCAGAACUGCUUGCCGACAUUUUCGACCACUUCGUUUGGUGCCAUAAUCGGCGAUACCGCGCGGGGAGGGCUGAGUACCUCUUGGACGUGUGCACUCUUUGGCGGGCAGUCGCUCUCGGAACGCCGCACUUCUGGAACAAUAUUUGCACUGAUUGGGGCACGCGAGGUGCAUGAGCUACGCGAGGCAGGCAUCGCUCUCCGAUGGUCUGCCACUAUAUCUGUGGCAUGAGAGGGCCAAUAACGACCAUCUGCAUUGGCUGGUUGCGCAGCUCCAGCCGUACGCGCACCAGUGGCAAGAGAUUGACUUCGAGGAGUCGCCCGCUGCGCUCUCAAGGCUGCGAGCCCAGGACUUGCCAUGUCUCGAAGGUGCUUGGAUAACCCUUACUGACAAACCAUUGUCGGGGAAUUUUUCGAGCUUCUUAUCACGCGCGCCGGCGUUGAAGGAGCUGGACCUCAGGACCUUCGAGAUCGGUCCCCCUUCACCUCCGGUCAUCCGACUCCCAUUCUUUAGUUGCCUUACGCGCUUGGUCCUGAGGUGCUGCCUUUGCAUCGACCUAGACUGGUUCUUGUCUGUCUUACAGGCUUGUAGUCGGACCAUGACCAGUCUCGCCAUGGAUCACGCCGUGUUUGUGGGUGUUCCGCCUUCAUCCACCCAAUCAACACCCAUCACCAUGUCUGCGUUGACCCACCUUGGCUACAACACCACUUCAGCAGAAUUCCUCCGAUGCAUUGAGACGCCGACCCUCGAAGAACUUGAACUCAACAACAUCGGCGACGGUGAUCCUUUCCCUGUACUGUCAGACUUCAUUUUUCGCCUUCCGCACGCCGAGAAUAUCAAUGACAUCUAUCUGGAAAUCAUGGACUCCGAGGAUCCCGAGCCGUUUCUUGAUUGUGUCGCGCCACUCGUCGGCCUUCGCAGGGUGUUUAUCAUGCUGGCCGAAGGCGUGUCAUUCUUCACAGUCGAAGCGCUCGAGCGCCUGUCCUGUGAUGCUGGACACCAGCCGCUGCUCCCGAAGCUUGAAGAGCUGUGUAUCUACCACAUCGACGGAGAGGCCACUCCAACUCCGGCAUUUGUGGGUGCGAUGCGCGAGAUGGUGCGCACCAGGGCGGAGGCGUCGCGCGUAGACUCGGAUGCUGUGGUCACGCUGAAGGUAUUCACGGACUUCGACGACCUGGAAGCUGUCGGAGAUGGAGAGGAAUAGUCAUAUGCUUUGUAUUCGAGUCACGGGCGACGUAUGAGGAGGUCUCGGAAUACUCGCAGUAUUGCCAUCGUGUAAUGACAUUUAGUUUGCUAUGUUCUGAUCCAUCUACUCCCGUGCAUCGCUAUAUAUCAAUCAGCGGAGGCGCACCACGACAUGCC